AUGAGGCUACCAUUAGAGGCCACCAGGGAUAGCGACGCCUUGCUGCCGCGCAGCCUCUCCCCCGGCCACGCCGGCCGCUCAAGCAACAAAAAAACGCGGACGUCUUCCGCGGCAUCCGGCGGCGGGUCUUCAUCGAAGAUAAAUGACGGGAAUUCCAGCUCGAAGCCUCCGUGCGCCCCGCGCGGAAGGGGCUCAUCAGCGGCAUCGAACCCCGGUACCGCGGCCAUGGAGGUUGCAGCGCACGAGAUCGCCUUGUCCGCGACGCCGACCGCCCUGUCUUGGGCGGUGGUUGCCCUGCUCGCGGACGGCGGGGGUAGGGUAAGGGGCGGGGAUUUCGUCGGUGGAGUUGGUGGGAGGGAGCAAGGGCACCUCCUUCCUCGCUCAAGGGACAAGUACCCGACUCCGGGCACCCCAGGAGUGGACAGCCGACAAGUCAGCCGCCGUCUUUCCGCGAGGUGGGCAACCCUGCUGGACAUGUUUCACUCUAGAUGGCGGGGGUUUGGGGCCGCACUUCUCGUCCGUCUGGUUGAGGCACUCCUCGACAACGAUUCAUCAACACCCGGAGAAGCCGUAAACGCCGACGAUGAUGGCACAAGCGCGUGUGGCGGCGGCAACGGCAGUGGUGGUGGCGGAGGAGCAGGAGGAGGAGGGGGAGGAGGAGGCCUAGAGAGGCAGGCCGCCUUCAUCGAGAUAUGGGCAAGGGUACGAGGAGCUCUUCGGGAGGAGGCUGUACACGAUAGGCUACCGCCCACGUUCUUCCAAGCAAAGGAGGCUUUGUGGGAGGAAAAUGAGAGCACCUGGGUGGACAAGCCAGGCGAGUGUUCACGCCGUUCAAGUCCACCAUGA
This is a messenger RNA of Ectocarpus siliculosus, 846 nucleotides long. The record is from the annotation of a GenBank genome assembly. NCBI's taxonomy places the organism in Eukaryota, Phaeophyceae, Ectocarpales, Ectocarpaceae.